AUGCAAGUUUCUGACAAUUUCUUGUUAGCCUUUUUAAAUAUUUGUUGGGGAAUCAUAGAAUUUAUGAAGAGCUAUCAGACUACCCAAAUCAAUAUGAAUGAAUGCGAAUAUGUCAUUAGUGUUUAGCAAUUAACCUUUUACUUCUAGGCAACAACUGCGUUAUGGGUUGUAUUAGCAUUGUUUUUCAGUUAAAUUGUUAUAAGAAUAACCAGUCUACCAAUAAAUUGCAUUUCUCUAUAUCUAAUAUUAGUGAAUCAGAAACAAAGCUGUUUGGAAGACAAUAUUUAUUAUUUGAUGAUAUUUUCAACAGUUUGGCUAAUUGUAUUAGGAAUUCCAUAUAAUUUCUUUAUGAGUGCAAACAAAAGAGUAGCAGGCCCUUACUAAUUUCUGGCAACAAUCGGAAUUCUAGCCCAGAUACCAGUAUGUGGUAAGCUAUGCAUAUUUAAUAUAGUUUUGAUUUAUAUGUAAGGAAUGAACUAUAAAGAUGAUGCAUGUCAAAUAGCAUAUAGUGCCUAAGAAAUGUUUAUGGUUAUCUCAGUAUUACAAUUAGUGCUAUUGCUUAUAUAUUUUAUCUAUUACAAAAAAUUCGAAAAAGAAAGAAAAAAUUAAGAAAUAUCAAAAGAGUUAGUAAAUUUAUCAACAACAACUACAACUACUAAAUUAACAAGUACUAAGUAUACAAUAAAAAAAUGA
Molecule: messenger RNA, 693 nt
Organism: Paramecium tetraurelia
Lineage: Eukaryota; Ciliophora; Oligohymenophorea; Peniculida; Parameciidae
Exons: 3
Source: RefSeq, a predicted model, not a curated record